GGGCAGGAGAUAGCGAGCUGCCUCGGCGCCAUUUUGCAGAGCAGGGAAGAAACGGCUGCUGCAGCGGCGGAGCGGAGCCCCCGGCGCGAGCAGAGUCGCGAGCCCUCGGACGCGGCGCACCCGGAGCGAGACCAUGGGGUCGGACAAGCGCUCUGAUCAUUGUUACACAUCUGUCAUCUUAGAUUGUUUUAUUUCCACAUGUAGCUUAUACUGUGUUAGUAGAACUGAACGGAGUGGACGAUAUGGCUCUAUUGUCGAUAGAGAUGAUCGGGAUGAUCGGGACUCCAGAAGCAGACGAAGAGAUUACGACUAUAAGAGAUCUAAUGAGGAGCGCAGGAGCGAGAGAUAUGAUGACUACAGGGACUAUGACAGUCGGGACAGGGACUAUGACAGUCGGGACUAUGAAACCAGAGACUAUGACAGCCGGGAUUAUGACAGCCCUGAGAGGGAACGUGACAGUGAGCGUGAGCGAAGGAACAGUGAUAAAUCAGAAGAUGGAUACCAUUCUGAUGGAGACUAUGGAGAGCAUGACUACAGAAAUGACAUUAAUGAUGAGAAGGAAAGCAAGACCAUUAUGUUGCGUGGCCUUCCUAUCACUGUUACAGAAAAUGAUAUUCGAGAGCUCAUUGAGUCCUUUGAAGGUCCUCAGCCUGCAGAUGUGAGGCUGAUGAAGAGAAAGACAGGUGUAAGCCGUGGUUUCGCCUUCGUGGAGUUUUAUCACUUUCAAGAUGCUACCAGCUGGAUGGAAGCCAAUCAGAAAAAGCUAGUGAUUCAGGGGAAGCAGAUUGCAAUGCACUACAGCAACCCCAGGCCUAAAUUUGAAGAUUGGCUUUGUAACAAGUGCUGCCUUUACAACUUCAGGAGAAGACUAAAAUGCUUCCGCUGUGGAGCUGAUAAAUUUGACUCAGAACAGGAGGUACCUCCUGGAGCAACAGAGGCUGUUCAGUCUGUGGAUUACUACUGUGAUACCAUCAUUCUCCGAAACAUAGCUCCUCACACAGUAGUGGAGUCCAUCAUGACUGCACUAUCUCCAUAUGCUUCUCUGGCAGUUAAUAACAUUCGCCUUAUUAAAGACAAGCAGACCCAGCAAAACAGGGGCUUUGCAUUUGUCCAGCUGUCUUCUGCAAUGGAUGCAUCUCAACUGUUGCAGAUUUUACAAAGUCUUCAGCCACCGUUGAAAAUAGAUGGCAAAACAAUUGGUGUUGAUUUUGCAAAGAGUGCCAGAAAAGAUUUGCUUCUCCCAGAUGGUAACCGGGUGAGCGCCUUCUCUGUGGCAAGCACAGCCAUUGCUGCAGCUCAGUGGUCAUCCACCCAGCCUCAGACUGGAGAAGGAGGCACCAUUGACUAUAGCUACCUCCAACCAGGGCAGGAUGGCUACACCCAGUACGCUCAGUACUCGCAGGAUUAUCAGCAGUACUACCAGAACCAAGCAGGCGUAUUGGACACAGAUGGAACUACCAUAUCAGGUGCUCCAGUUACCACCACUACAGCUGCUGUGGUAUCCCAGAGUCCUCAGCUAUACAGUCAACAAAACAAUUCAUCUGACUCUCAGACACCAGCAGCUCAGCCAAGCACUAGCACACAGGCACAAUCGACUUCCCCAACUGGUGUGGUUCCUGGCACCAAAUAUGCUGUCCCUGACACCUCUACGUACCAAUAUGAUGAGUCUUCAGGUUAUUAUUAUGAUCCUAUAACAGGACUCUAUUAUGAUCCUAACUCUCAGUAUUACUACAAUGCCCUGACCCAACAAUAUCUUUACUGGGAUGGUGAGAAAGAGACAUAUGUGCCUGCUGCUGACAGUGUAACUUACCAGCAAACACUUAAUGCAACUACCACCAAAGAAGUGAAGGAGAAGAAAGAGAAACCUAAGAGCAAAACAGCUCAGCAGAUUGCUAAAGACAUGGAGCGUUGGGCAAAGAGUUUGAAUAAACAAAAAGAAAAUUUUAAGAAUAGCUUUCAGCCGCUCAGCUCCAGGGAGGAGGAGAGGAAGGAAUCUGCAGCUGCAGAUGCUGGCUUUGCCCUCUUUGAAAAAAAGGGUACCUUGUCUGAAAGACAGCAGAUCAUGGCAGAGGUGGUGAAGAAUGGAGAAGAGGAGAACCCUCUUAAACGUGGUUUAGUGGCUGCCUACAGUGGAGAUAGUGAUAACGAGGAGGACUUGUUGGAAAGAAUGGAAAAUGAGGAAGAGAAACUGACAGACUGGAAGAAGAUGGCUUGUCUGCUAUGUAGGAGGCAGUUUCCUAACAAAGAUGCUCUGAUCCGGCAUCAGCAGCUUUCAGACCUACAUAAGCAAAAUAUGGAUAUCUAUAGGAGAUCAAAACUGUCAGAGCAGGAACUUGAAGCCUUGGAGUUGCGUGAGAGAGAGAUGAAAUACAGAGACAGAGCUGCAGAACGGCGAGAGAAAUAUGGCAUCCCGGAGCCCCCAGAGCCAAAGCGCAAGAAAGUGUAUGAUGCUGGCACAGUGAAUUAUGAGCAGCCUACCAAAGAUGGCCUUGAUAAUAGUAAUAUUGGCAACAAAAUGCUCCAGGCCAUGGGCUGGAGGGAAGGUUCAGGAUUGGGAAGGAAAUGUCAGGGUAUCACAGCUCCCAUUGAGGCUCAAGUACGCAUGAGGGGAGCUGGCUUGGGAGCCAAGGGUAGUUCCUAUGGUGUUUCUACUGCAGACUCAUACAAGGAUGCAGUUCGGAAAGCUAUGUUUGCCCGCUUCACAGAGAUGGAAUGAUGGUCUUCACUGCCCACAAGGCAAAGAAGCCAGCAAAAUACUUGACUCCUCAUAUGGAACAGACUGUUAAACCCUGUAGCCUUGUGGCACCACUGCAUUCUGGCAAUGGCUUUUGGGUUAACUAUUUAAUUCCCUUGGACUUCCUUUCCUCUCAGCAUGGAACACUUCCAUGUGUGGAUCCUUUGAACUGCCACAACUUCAUGCUGGAGAGCUCCUGGCUAGACCAAAGGGGAUGCUAAUCUUUAUACAUUUUUGUAUAUAAUGUAAUGUAUUUUAUGUUUGGAACUCGUAGUCUAAAUGUCACUCCUGUCCUUUUGGAGCAGGUCAGGGAUGUGUUAACUGGGUUUGACACUGCUCUCUCUGCUCUACUUCAUUGUACUGUCUGUAUGUCUUUUUGGAAAGUGUUCCUGUACAUUUUGUAUGAUACACCUUUGUAUAGACUUUUUGAAAACUUUGACUCUAGUUCCCAGUUUUGGCUUAUUUCCAAAAGUAAUACACCUAAAAACGA
Messenger RNA from Alligator mississippiensis (American alligator), 3224 nucleotides. It is a transcript of the gene RBM5, whose product is annotated as RNA binding motif protein 5. Lineage: Eukaryota; Metazoa; Chordata; Crocodylia; Alligatoridae. Gene Ontology annotation, biological process: mRNA splicing, via spliceosome. Gene Ontology annotation, cellular component: nucleus. The transcript has 26 exons. The coding region runs from base 134 to 2716 and encodes 860 amino acids. The record is from RefSeq and is a predicted model, not a curated record. Gene Ontology annotation, molecular function: RNA binding.